AUCGAGGAAGUGUUCUGUUACAUGGCGCUGAUGCAAUUUCUCUCAAACACAUUUGUUAUUUGCUUCCUCGGAUUUAUAAUUGUAACUGUUCUCGGCUCUCCUGGCACGGAUAUCCUGAUGGUGAAGAUCAUACCUUAUUACAUGGUCGUGAAUUUAGAAGCUUUUAUACUUUGCUUCAGUGGCGAAUAUCUCAGUUCCAAAGUGAGAAAAAGGAAAGAGAAAAAUUGGUUUCAUUUGCAUAUUUCUUUGAUGGUAGAUAACCGAUUUUGGGAUCGC
This is a messenger RNA of Wasmannia auropunctata (little fire ant), 276 nucleotides long. RefSeq lists its product as uncharacterized. The record is from RefSeq and is a predicted model, not a curated record. The transcript has 2 exons. The annotation marks the transcript as partial. Lineage: Eukaryota; Metazoa; Arthropoda; Insecta; Hymenoptera; Formicidae.